GUGCUACCGGGAGACCCAGUGAUGUCAAAUGAAGCAGGGAUCAACCAUCACGGUGUAACAGUGUGUUAUGUGGUGGUGGUGAUGGUGAUGAUGAUGAGGCCGUGCUAAGAUUCAUCUCAUCACAGCAGCGGAUGCUCGGUACAUGCGCCCAGCGCAGCGCGUGCAGCAUCCGACCGCGUUCUUAAAGGCGCAGCGAUACACCUUCGUUCGUCCCCGGGCUCGUGCGUCACACCGAGGUCCCCCUCACAUCUGGAUAGACGCUCGUACACUGACACCGAAUCGACCGAUACGGCGGAACGCGGGGAAAUACUCGACGUUUGACGCGUUCGGCGAAUACACGGGAGCGGACGGUGACCAGCGCCUCUGUCCAGGGUGCUGCGGGGUUUUCCCUCAUCCAUCGCUUUCCAAAUCCCCGUUUGGGUGGAGUCGAACCGUUUUUCCUGAUCUACUGAAGUCUGACCACUGACAAUUCAGGACACAAUCAUGAAGGAUGGAAUGGCCAAUAACAGCACAGCGAGCAUCUCUCAUGCCCGGAAGGCCGUUGAGCAGCUCAAGAUGGAAGCCUGCAUGGACCGGAUAAAGGUGUCCAAGGCGGCGGCGGAUCUGAUGGCAUACUGUGACGCUCACAUACGAGAGGAUCCGCUCAUCGUCCCCGUGCCGGCGUCAGAAAACCCCUUCAGAGAGAAGAAGUUCUUCUGCAGCAUCCUCUGAGGCCGGGCCGCGUCACAGGUGGUGAUUCUGUGUUCCCGGCUGCUGCCCUUGAGCUGUGUUUGAACGGCAGUCACAUCUGUUGAUGGAUCCGAUCCCUCCUGAAGGCCUGUGGGGGGGUUUGGGGUGGGCGGUCAUUUAACUGGCAACCCAGUCUGAGCGUUUCACGUCUCGUUUCAUAGGUUUGUUAUUGCUUCGUAUUUUAGAGAACAGCCUUUCUCACUGCUUACGACAUGAGAGAGUUUUGUGUUUCGUUUUGCUUCUCUGAGGAAUUUUGAAGAGCCGGCAUUUUGAUAUUUAGACAAUUUUAUAAACCGACACUUAUUUGAUGCACACUACCGGUCAAACGUUCGGACACGGCUGACUUGAAUCGUUUUUCAUGCAGCUCAGAUAAUGUUUUGCGUUUUAUGAAUAUGGUUCGGUAACCGCGAUAUUAUUCCCAUAUUUCGAUCAUGGUUAUUCUUCUGAAAUGUGAAAAGCGAUAAAGAACGAGUAGGCAUGUUCAAAUCUUCGGCUGGUAGUGUAUUUCUAUUUCAAUUUCAAUGACUUCCAUUCCCAUUCCAGUAUGAUCAUAUUUAGACUUUUUACUGUAAAAGCAAAGCAGAAGUGUUUGAGUUUCCAAAUGACAUUGUGACAAACAGACCAGGGCCCGUGUUCUUAAAGCUUCUUAGAAUCCUUUAUCUCAGUGAGGAGGCGGGGCCGACCCCGUUGCUGCGUAUGACACAGUCUUUUGAAGACUGUGAUUGGUUGGUUGCCCAACAAGGACGACAUUGCUCUUUUAAGUAUAGGAUCUAAAUAUAAGCCUUAAAUUGAAAUUUUCUGUUUUACCGUACACAUGCAGUAUAUAUAUAUAUAUUGUUUGUGUGAUCAUUUUGCUUAUAGAAGGUUGUGACAGACGCAAAUCUCUGCUGCAUCAUUGCAUUUUUCCAGCUGCCGAACGUGUUAAUGCAAUGAUGACUUUCUGGCGCCAUGGCAUUUCUGCGCUGUUUUGGAGAUGUUAGCGUGUCUCUAAUAGGAUCGGUCAUAACAUGAACCCUACACAAUCUAAUGUGUUGUGUCUUAUUAACUCGCUGUCGUUCAAUUUGAUUUGAUUUUUAAUUUAAUUUAAUUAUUUAUUUUAUUUUACGCAUUUGGCAGACGCUUUUAUCCAAAGCGACUUACAUUGCUUUAUCCUAUACAUAGGUAUGUGCAAUCCCUGGGAUCGAACCCACAACCUUGCGUUGUUAUAACGCAAUGCUCUUACCACUGAGCUACAAAGCAGCUGUAAAAGAAAACCAAAACCAAGAAAAACACACACACACACACAAAAAAACUAAACAAUAAAAAAUCUGAUAAACCGUAAACGUAAUAUGGAAAUUGUCAUGCACAUUUCUUCUCAUCUUUUCUUUAAUUUUAGAGGGAAACGCCCCCGCAUUUCUACGAGUUUUCGUAGGAGCAACUCUUUGCACUUAGAUUUUUCAUGAAUACAGGCCCAGGUUUUGAUUCCUCGUGGAAAAAUAAGGGCGUCCAUUUUUGAAGCAUGUGAACUCACUAUUUGUAAUACUAGACUUGUUAUACCCCUGUCGAUCUGAGAGCCAGUGCAAAUUGAGUUUGAUGUUUUUAUUGAAAGAUGGCUCUCUCUCUAUGAUGCUGUCAGAAUUCAGUUCUGGAGGUGUUGUGUUGUGCAUCUGGUGCUGAAUGACGGUCGGAUUGUACAGAUGUGUUUAAUCGGAUGCCCCAUCUGGCACAUAGACUCCAGCGAGACGCACGCAACCGGAAGAACUAACUCCAUUACCCAGUUCAUUUCAAAUCACCACAGUUAUAUGCUGAUUAUAACACAUUUUGUUUAUCACAAAGUUAUUUGGAAGCUUCCCACAAUGCAAUAGGAUGAUUUUAUUGUCUCAAUCACCUUGCUCCUAAUGAUAAUGAUUUAUUUCACCAUCUCUGAAGGGCCUUACACGACUGGGCAUGUUUAUGAUAGAUCUUCAGUUGUUUUUUGCCUGUCCUGAUAUAAACAGCAAAGCCUUUGACUGAAAUGCCAAACGGAGAGGUUGCAUGUUUACCUGUUGUGUGUGUGUGUGUGUGUGUGUGUGUGUGUGUGUGUGUGUGUGUGUUCUCUAUGAGAGAUUGUGUGUGAAUAUCGAGAGGUCAUUUUUGAGUGCCAAGUACUGUGACGAUUGCGUGUCCUCUACACUGUUAUUUCACAGGCUUUUUCCUAUUUAAAACAAAAAAGCACAAUGUCAGAUGUUUUCUUUAUAUUACUGUAAUUUUAGUCUAGGCUUUAUGGAUUUAUACGAAUCAAAGUGUUAUUAUAUUAAUGCACAGCUCCUGAUGAGGUGUUGACUCUGUAUUCUGUAUUAAAGCCCCUUUAAAGUGAACACGGGUGGAUGAAGGACAACGGUCAUGUUUUGUCGUCCAGGUUUGUGGCAGCAACUUGCAAACAUCUGUAUAUCAAGUUAAAAGCGUGCAGACGUAAAUGCUAUCUUUGCAUGAGACAGCAUUUAAGUUAAGAAUGUGGACUGGUUAUUUCACGAAUGAUGGAUUAAAGGUGACAUACUUUCAUGAGUAUAAUGCACCAUGUGUUACUUGAGAGUGAUGGUUUGUUGAAGGUUGUGAAGGUGGUUGUGCAAGUGUGUUUGCUAAUACACCGAAAGAACGGAGCCCCAAUCAUUUCUACAAAAGUACAAAUCAAUUACAAAAUGUAAACUGUCUUUAAAAUGAUUACUACUGCUGUUAUCUAAACAAACAUAACUUGCAUGGACUGAAUACCUAUUAGAACUUUGAGAUACACUGUUAGUGAAUCAAUGCCUAAAUGUUUGGAUUUGUUGGUGCUUUUCUGCACUGUUCUCUUUUAGAAGUCUGAAUGUGUAGCUCUGUGCAGUUGUACAAAUUAAUAAACAUUUGAAAACUGUCUGCUUUCAUUAGU
Triplophysa rosa is the source of this 3613-nucleotide messenger RNA. RefSeq names its product guanine nucleotide-binding protein G(I)/G(S)/G(O) subunit gamma-4. The transcript is spliced from 3 exons. Gene Ontology annotation, molecular function: G-protein beta-subunit binding. The record is from RefSeq and is a predicted model, not a curated record. Gene Ontology annotation, cellular component: heterotrimeric G-protein complex. The coding region runs from base 484 to 711 and encodes 75 amino acids. Lineage: Eukaryota; Metazoa; Chordata; Actinopteri; Cypriniformes; Nemacheilidae. Gene Ontology annotation, biological process: G protein-coupled receptor signaling pathway.